Microthlaspi erraticum is the source of this 1776-nucleotide messenger RNA. Lineage: Eukaryota; Viridiplantae; Streptophyta; Magnoliopsida; Brassicales; Brassicaceae. The record is from the annotation of a GenBank genome assembly.
AUGAUAAUCAAUGAGAUGGAUUUAUCAGAUGAAGUGAUUGUAAAAUCAGGAAAACUAAAAUCAGCAGUGUGGAACGAUUUCGACAGAGUGAGAAAAGGAGAGACGCACAUCGCAAUCUGCAGGCACUGCAAGAAACGGCUCAGCGGAUCGAGCUCGAGCGGGACUUCUCAUCUGAGGAACCAUUUGAUUAGAUGCAGGAGAAGAAACGGUGGUGUUCUUGCACAUUGUUCAGUCAGAGGAAAGAAGAAAGAAGAAAGAUUCGAUGAGCAGAGGAAAAACGAAGAAGCUCUUAGCGUAGUGAAUGUUAGAUACGAACAUGAUGUUGUUGUGAAUGCCGGUUUGGAUCAGAGACGGAGCCGGUUCGAUCUAGCGAGGAUGAUAAUCUUGCACGGUUAUCCGUUAACCAUUGUGGAAGACGUUGGAUUCAGAGCGUUUGUCAGAAAUCUAGAGCCUUUGUUCGAGCUCGUCGCGUUUGAGAGAGUUGAGUCUGAUUGUAUGGAGAUUUGCGCUAAAGAGAAGCACAAGAUCUUCGAGGAUUUGGAUAAGUUACCUGGAAAGAUCAGCAUCAGCGUCGACGUGUGGACCGGUUCCGGUUCUGAUGAUGAGUUCUUGUGUUUGACGGCGCAUUACAUCGAUGAAACUUGGGAGGUAAAGAAGAGAGUGUUAAACUUCUUCAUGGUUGAUGAGUCUGGUGAGACGCUCGCUGAGGUUGUGAUGACGUGUUUGAUGGAGUGGGAUAUUGACCGGAAGCUUUUCGCCAUGGCGUCGAGUCACGCUCCUUCGUUUGGUGAAGACGUGGCGAACAAGAUCAGAGACAGGUUGUCGCAGAACAAGUUCUUGUACUGUAAUGGACAGUUGUUUGAUGUGAGUUGUGGAGUGAGUGUCGUGAACCAGAUGACUCAAGAUUGCUUGCAAGAUUGUGGCGAGACGAUAGAGAAGAUCCGGUUUGUGAACGUCGAUGAUCCAACACGAUGGGACACGACUUGUGCCAUGCUGGAGACUGCAUUAGAGCGAAAGAAUGAUGAUCUUGAAUCCGUGUCUGAUUUGGAAUGGGAGAGAUUAGCAACGGUUGUUGGGUUCUUGAGAGUGUUUGUUGAAGUGAUCAACGCGUUCACAAGGAGCCAUUUCUUAUCAGCGAACAUGUACUUCCCGGAGCUAUGCGACGUGCAUCUCCGGUUAAUCGAAUGGAGCAAGAACCAGGAUGAGUUCGUUAGCUCUCUGGCUGUGAACAUGAGGAAGAGAUUCGACGAGUUUUGGGAUAAGAACAACCUGGUUUUAGCCAUUGCUACUAUAUUAGACCCAAGGUUCAAGAUGAAGCUUGUGGAGUACUAUUACACGUUGUUCUAUGACUCUAGUGCUUCAGAGCUUAUAGAAGACAUCUCUGAGUGUGUUAAAGCUCUGUACAACGAGCAUUCUGUUGGAUUGUUGUUAUCUUCAUCAGACUGGCAGGAGAAUCAUGAUCAUCACCAUCAUCAUCAGUCAAACGAUUCCAAGUCGGAGCUGGAGAAGUAUCUAGAGGAGCCGCUUUUCCCCCGGAAUUCGUAUUUCGACGUACUCAACUGGUGGAAAGUUCACACGCCGAGGUACCCUGUUCUGUCGAUGAUGGCAAGAAACGUGUUAGCAAUUCCGAUGUUGAAUGUAUUGCCGGAGGAAGACGCCUUCAAGAUGGCUAGGAGGAGACGGGUUAGCGAGACAUGGUGUUCGCUUAGACCGAGCACCGUGCAGGCGUUGAUGUGUGCUCAAGAUUGGAUCAAAAGCGAGCUUGAAAGCUCUUGA